AUGUCCAAAGCACUUUUAAUUCCUGAAAUUAUUGAAAACUUUUUUAUUGCGGCUUAUCCGGAUGCUAUCACACAACGGUCGAUGGUACUCGUGAACCGUUUCUGGUGUUCAAUUGGCUUGAAACAUUUGUGGAAAGCACCAUUUGCAUCAUACUUAUAUGAUGAGAAAAAACCACCUAAUCAUAAAAUGAUUAUUUCGGUGUACAUUUCUUUACUUGAUUCAGAAUCGAUUUCAACUAUUGCAAAAAGAUUAUCAACAGCAAUAUCAACUUGCCAAAAAUCGACAUACAAUUAUUCUACUUUCUUAGAAGAGCUUGAUAUUGAUAAUUUACGUGAAUUAGUUGAGAAUUGGCUUUUGAAUUUUGCUGAAGAUUGGUUACCAAAUUUCUUCCCUUAUGAAGAAUUUGAAGAUUUAUUUGAUGAACUUACCAUGUUGUUAUUAACACAAAUUUGCAAACUUUUCUUAACUAAUUCUAAAAAAAUUACGCUUCUUUCCAUAAAACGACCUGAAUUUUUGGUCGAUAUUU
Messenger RNA from Dentiscutata heterogama, 526 nucleotides. The record is from the annotation of a GenBank genome assembly. NCBI's taxonomy places the organism in Eukaryota, Fungi, Glomeromycota, Glomeromycetes, Diversisporales, Gigasporaceae.